AUGAGCAAUUUGUUCAGCUUGAUAGACGAGCUACAGAGCCCUGCAAACGAAAUAAGAAGCAGAGCUGAGAAGCUUCUCCAAGAUACACUUAUAACUGGACAUCCAGAUGAUACACUCUCAGGAAUAGUAGAAGUGGCUGCAACACACCAAGUUGAACAUGUCCGUUCUUUUGCUUUGGUCUUAAUAAGAAGACUGGCAUUCCAACGUCCAGACCAAAGCAACCCUACCCAAGAACUCUGGGCAGAUAUUUUACGCCACGAUACGAGACAGAAAAUUUCUUCUGUUCUCAUUAACCAACUUGGCACUGAACAGGCGCAAACUGUUAGAAAUAAACUUGCGGACACACUCGCCGAACUCGCUAGAGAUAGCCUUAGUCGCGGUCAAAGCUGGAACGAGCUCGCGAGCGCAUUAUUCCAAUGUGUAGCGAAUGACCAACCAUUUAUUCGCGAAUCAGCAUGGCGUGUCUGGUCAGGUGUACCUGUUAUGCUCAUGGAUAUGCCAAUUGAUCAAUUAAAACAACUUUUCACUCAAGGUUUGCAAGAUGCAGACAUCAACGUUCGCCUUACCGCACUCAAGGCCUUCUCUUCAACGCUCAUUGACUCCGAUAGAUCAACACGUAUUCAACUCUCACCUAUCUUGGUCAUCGCUUUUGAGUUGCUCCCUCCGCUCGCGACUGCUGGUGAUUUCGAUAGCCUUCGUCCAGCAUUACUUACUUUCACUUCACUUGCAUCUUCACAUCCCGUUCUCUUCGAAGCACACGUCAAUAGUAUACUGAAUUUUGCUGGAGAGAUUGCUCAAACUGACAAUUGUCCAUUCGAAGUUCGUCAACCUGCUUUAGAGCUUUUAUUGAGUUUAGCAGAAGGUAUUUCAGCAACUUGUAGAAGAAACUCAAGAUUUUCAGAAAUUUUCAUCAGAAUUUGCUUAAAAUGGUUAUCAGUUAGAUCUUCAGAUGAAGAUUGGGAGACGACUGAAGAUCUCGAUGAUACACCAGAAGAAGAGGAACCUGCACAAGUUGGUGAAGAGUACAUCGAUAGACUUUCAACUGCAUUAGGUAGUAAGGCUGUAUUACCACCUGCGUUUGCACUCAUUCCAAGCAUGAUUUCAUCACAAAAUUGGCAAGAACGUCUUGGUGGUCUCAUGGCUAUUGCAUCUAUCGGUGAAGGUUCCUACAAAGGUCUUCAUUCAGAACUUGCUAAGGUUAUGAGCCUCCUUGAACCUGCUUUCAGUGAUGCUCACCCACGCGUUAGACAUGGUGCCUGUCACGCGAUUGGUCAACUCUGCACUGAUUUCGCAGAAAUCCUUCAAGAAAACUUCUAUGAUCCAAUUCUUAAGGCUUUAGCUAAUUUACUUCAAGAUCCAUCAUCAAGAGUUCAAGCACACGCUUCUGCAGCACUCGUAAACUUCUUUGACGCGCCACCUGAAGUUGAAGUAUUUGAACCAUACUUAGACGGCUUAAUUGAAAGAUUAUUACACCUCUUAGCUAGUAGCUCAAAGCGAUAUGUCCAAGAGCAAAGUAUAACAACAAUCGCAACAAUCGCUGAUGCUGCAGAGGAUAAAUUCGGCAAAUAUUACUCAACUGUUAUGCCACUAUUGAUUAACGUUUUAGGCGCAAACCUUAGUCCAGAAUUUAGAAUGAUGAAAGGUAAAGCUAUGGAGUGUGCAACAUUAAUUUCGCUUGCUGUUGGACGUGAAACUUUCCUUCCAGACGCUAACAAAUUAGCUGAAUUAUUAGCAGUUAUUCAAAAUCAAGUAACUGAAAGUGAUGAUCCACAAAUUAGUUACUUAAUUUCAGCUUGGGCUAGAAUAGCUGGUGUUAUGGGUGGUGAUUUCGCACCAUAUUUACCUUCAGUUAUGCCACCUUUACUUGUUGCAGCACAAAUCAAACCUGAACUGCAAGUUGCGGACGAUGAUGAAAUUGAUAAAGACGCUCAUCCUGAAUUGGAAUGGAUGAGAAUGGCUGAUCAAAAUGUUGGUAUUCAAACUUCUGCACUUGAAGAUAAGAAUACUGCAAUGGAGACACUCGUCAUUUACGCAACUGAAUUAAAGGAACAUUUCGGUCCAUAUGCUAUUCAAGCUCUUGAAAUCGCUUUACCAAGUUUGAAAUUCUAUUUCCAUGAUGGUGUAAGAGAGGCUGCUUCACACUUAGUUCCACAAACAGCGGAGAUAUCUAAACUUACUAAUCAAGCUAAUGAAGAAAUUAUUGAUACAACCUUCGCAAACGUUGUUGAAGCUAUUAGCGAUGAAGUUGAUCCAACUUUCCUCGGCGUACUUGUUAACUGCUUCUAUAAGCUUGUUUCAACUUUCGGUUUACCAAAUCUUAAAGAACCAAUUGCAGAAACUUUCACAAAAGCCAUUGAACAACAACUAAGGGAUUUACAUGAGAAGAGAACUAAUAGAAUACAGAAGUUUGGUAAACAUACAUCAGGUGGUGACGUUGAUCAUGAAGAUUUAGAGAUGGUAUUAGAGGAAGAAGAAGCUGAAAAUGGUGCACUUGAUGAAAUUAGUGCUUGUUUGAAAAUACUUGACUCUCAAUCUGGCUUACUCGUCGGUAUUGGUACAGUUGCUCAAAUGGAAAUUGGUCCUGAAUGGGAAGAUGAAGAGUAAAGAGUAAAUAUUACAGAACAGGAUAUACCACACUCCUUUUUAAUUAGAUAAAUUUAAAUUUUUUUCCCUUUAUGCAUCUUCAAU
Messenger RNA from Wallemia mellicola CBS 633.66, 2688 nucleotides. Its product is annotated as ARM repeat-containing protein. Bases 1 to 2604 code for a protein of 867 amino acids. Gene Ontology annotation, cellular component: cytoplasm; nucleus. Lineage: Eukaryota; Fungi; Basidiomycota; Wallemiomycetes; Wallemiales; Wallemiaceae. The record is from RefSeq and is a predicted model, not a curated record. The transcript is spliced from 6 exons. Gene Ontology annotation, molecular function: nuclear import signal receptor activity. Gene Ontology annotation, biological process: protein import into nucleus.